GUUGAUUCCGACAAAUGAAUAAGGUAAUAAUGUCUGGUCUAUUUAAUAGUUAAAAAUAAAAACUAAAAAUGAAACCUUUCCUCCUCCUCCUCCAUUGUCUGAAACUGAUCGCCAAGCCUGGAAGCUCUCUGAGGGUUUCAUCAUGGCUUCCAAGCGGAUCUUGAAAGAACUCAAGGAUCUACAGAAGGAUCCUCCUACUUCUUGCAGCGCAGGCCCGGUUGCUGAAGACAUGUUUCAUUGGCAAGCAACGAUUAUGGGUCCCCCUGACAGUCCUUAUGCUGGUGGUGUGUUUCUAGUUACAAUUCACUUUCCCCCAGACUAUCCAUUUAAACCACCCAAGGUUGCAUUCAGGACCAAGGUUUUCCAUCCUAAUAUCAAUAGUAAUGGCAGUAUCUGCCUUGAUAUAUUGAAGGAACAGUGGAGUCCUGCUCUUACUAUCUCAAAGGUUUUGUUGUCGAUCUGUUCUCUGUUAACAGAUCCCAACCCCGAUGACCCUUUGGUCCCUGAGAUAGCUCACAUGUACAAGACCGAUACAAACAAGUACGAGACUACUGCCAGGAGCUGGACUCAGAAAUACGCAAUGGGUUGAAGCGAAAGUGCCAAUAUGUGUGUGCUGCAAUUUGUUUAUCUCAUUUUUUUGAAGAGGGGGUGGGGGCCCUUUUAAAAUGUUAUAACUUGCACACAUAUAAUUGUUAUUAUAUUUAUGUAUUGUUAAUCUGGCUUGUAACAUCUUCAGGUAAAAAAAAAAGGGUUUGGGCUUUUAUUAGACACUUAAAUGCCUUCCAACUUUGAUUUGUAUCUAAAGGGUAAAUCGUCUAUGCUUUGAACUUUAUUGGUCUGUUACUAAUUAUGUUGCCUAAAUAUCUGCUUUGA
Impatiens glandulifera is the source of this 873-nucleotide messenger RNA. Its product is annotated as ubiquitin-conjugating enzyme E2 10-like. The coding region runs from base 143 to 589 and encodes 148 amino acids. The record is from RefSeq and is a predicted model, not a curated record. Gene Ontology annotation, cellular component: nucleus. The transcript has 5 exons. NCBI's taxonomy places the organism in Eukaryota, Viridiplantae, Streptophyta, Magnoliopsida, Ericales, Balsaminaceae. Gene Ontology annotation, molecular function: ubiquitin conjugating enzyme activity. Gene Ontology annotation, biological process: protein polyubiquitination.